CUUAGGCACAGAAUGCAGACUGUAGCCUUGGUGGGCAUAAUAUCCGCCCUGGCUCUGGCUCUGGCUGUUCCACUGAAGGAAGAUGGAAAGAAGAGGGAGAAGCACAGAUCUGCCACUUACGACAGCCUGGAUUUAGGCAACUAUGACCUCAACCUGGACAACUAUGGAGAGGUCAUCGAUCUUAGUAACUAUGAAGAGAACUACGAUUACGGGGACCUGGCAUCAAAGAUUGAGGUUGGCACCCUGCCUCCUCCUACCAAGAGCUUGGCGGGGCCUCUGAGCACAACAACUGGGGCAACUGAAAUUCUACAAAAGAGCCCACCAACAUCCACAGCUGCCAGGCCUCAGGGACCAGGCCUGUUUGGGUCCAUAACAGAUCAGGGUCUUCCCACCUGUUUGGUCUGUGUGUGCAUCAGCACCUCUGUGUACUGUGAUGACUCUGAUCUAGAACACAUCCCACCUCUACCCUUGGAGACCACAUAUUUCUAUGCCCGCUUCAACCACAUCAGCAAGAUUCAGGCCAGUGACUUUACCGGACUUGCAAAAUUGAAACGAAUUGACCUCACGAGCAACUUUAUUUCCUGGGUGGAUGAAGACGCUUUCAGGAUGCUGCCUUCCUUGCAAGAGCUUGUCCUCCCUGAAAACAAAUUGACUUCCCUGCCAGAGUUGCCCAGUUCCAUUGUGCAGCUGGACGCCCGCUUUAAUGCAAUCCAGAGUGCAGGCAUUCAACCAGAAGCCUUCAAGGAUCUGAAGAAGCUGGAGUUCCUUCAUCUGUCUGAUAACAAUCUGGACUACAUCCCCAUGCCACUGCCUGAGAGACUGAGGUCUUUGCAUCUACAGAACAACAACAUCCAGACUAUGCAGGUAGACACGUUCUGCGACAGCAGGGACUACAGCCACAUCCGCAGGGCUCUGGAGGACAUCCGCUUGGACGGCAACCCCAUCAACCUGAGCCUCUUCGCCAGUGCUUAUUUCUGCCUGCCUCGCCUGCCCACAGGCCGCUUCUACUGA
Zootoca vivipara (common lizard) is the source of this 1011-nucleotide messenger RNA. RefSeq names its product opticin (gene OPTC). Gene Ontology annotation, molecular function: protein binding. Gene Ontology annotation, biological process: articular cartilage development; collagen fibril organization; bone development. NCBI's taxonomy places the organism in Eukaryota, Metazoa, Chordata, Lepidosauria, Squamata, Lacertidae. The record is from RefSeq and is a predicted model, not a curated record. Gene Ontology annotation, cellular component: extracellular matrix.